This is a messenger RNA of Pocillopora meandrina, 5440 nucleotides long. NCBI's taxonomy places the organism in Eukaryota, Metazoa, Cnidaria, Anthozoa, Scleractinia, Pocilloporidae. The record is from the annotation of a GenBank genome assembly.
AUGAACACGUUUCUAUUCAACGCCGUUAUGGUCAUCCUCUUGACAGCAAAGCUCGGACAAAAUUUUCCUAUCAUUAAUCAGAAACUUCCGUCCACCUAUGAUGAUACAGAAUGUCCCCCCGGAUUCUUGCCGUGCGUUUCAGAAAACAAAGGGAAGGUUUCUGAUGCAAGUUCAGUCGAGGCAUCUACCCUGACAGGAUUACCUUCUAAUACAACUGAACAGCAAAAGACACCCGAGGCCCCUUCAGUAGGAAGUAUGGGAGAAACAGGGAACUCAGAGACCAAGAGCUUGCAGCAUGGUAACCACUUAUGUCCCCCAGGAGUCUGGGUUUGUUGAGCAAAGUGUGCAGUCAGAGGACCAUCGCAACUAACCUUUUCGUAAUCAGAUGUGGUGGAAUUAAAGGCGUGUUAUUUGUAAGAGUAGGAAACCGAAGGACUUCAUGUUAUUUUGUUACUUGUUGUUGGAAUGCUCGUUUGCCAGAUGCGAAUUUUCGCAACGAGUAGGUAACGGCUUUGGUCGUAAAAAUGUGUCAUUCAUUUGAAGUCACAUGAGUAGAGGAGUGAUAUAUUUCUUAGUAGUAUUAAGAGGUGUUGCACGUAUCUAUUUGUUCAUGUGUUUUCUGAGUUCUGUUUUAUCCCGUUGCAGAAGUUGUGUUCGCGCGCAAACUUUUGACAAUUUAUUAGCGACAUUAGGCAUGUGGUAAUUAAUAGUAUGUGGCAGCAGUAUUUAUUUAUUUAUUAUUAUUUUUUUUUUUUGCAAUCUCUCAAUUAAGUUUCAACCACUUAGUUGACUGGAAUGUUUCACAUACAAUUGUGACAGCUAGGAGUUGAGAAAGUGGAUAAGUGAAAUACUUCUGUAGAUCUUGAGGUAAAACGGGCGAGUUGCAACGGGCGCUUGUGAGAGAAGGCGCGCGAGUAACGCGCAAGGUGACCUCGCGAUGACUAUUACGUAACAUAAUAUAGAUUUCAUCUUCAUUUUUCUUGGCCAAUCCCGUUCCUAAGGAGCCAACGAAGCAUAAAGCUCAACUCCAAAGGUGCAAUUCAAAUUAGGAGAAACAUUUCCAAAGUAUGGCUUAUUCGAAGAUUCUCUUAAUAAUAAAACAGUUCUAGUUUAGUGAAACAAUGCGAUAAUUGUCAAAGCAAAGUGAUUUUCAAAAUCGAGACGCCGACGUUGUUAAACAAGGUCUCCGUGACUUUACUGGAUGUUAUCUUUGGUAGUGUCUGAAUAUAUUAUCUUGUUGUAGACGAAUUGGUCUGAAAAAAUAAAAUGCUUAUCCUUUUUAUGCCUGUGAACAUGAAUUUAGAAUCGAACAAAUGAGGCCACCCCAAAAGUUGAUCUUGUUUUUUUCCGAAAAUUCCCACAUUUUGCCAUCGGAUUGACCAGACGUAGGACGUUUCAUCUGUUUUACCCACUGAAAUUCUAGUGAGGCAAAAACAGCAGGACUCAGUUUCAAUAUCAGCGGUCAUAAUACGGAGAUCAGUCUGAUUUGAGAUCAAUUUGGAAACGAUAUGUCGAUGAUAUCCGGAAAUGAAGCGGAAUGCCUUCUUAUCGCACUUAAAUACAGUAGAGCCGUCUAUCCAAUUCACCCUUGAGCGUGAAAAAGAAUAGACAUUUUCCCCUUUUUUAUCUAAAUGUGUACAGAGGGAAACAGGGGAAUUUAGGGACAAGUGUCUAUCGUAAACCUACCCACAUCGACAAAUAUCUCGCUUUCGAUUCUCAACACCCUAUUUGCCAUAAAAAGUCUGUAGCCAAAACUUUAAUCAGGAGAGCUGACUGUCUAUCAUCUUCACUCGAUUCGAAGGCUGAGGAGAGGAAAGAUGUUUCUAAUGUCCUAAAGGCGAAUGGCUAUGCCAAAACUUUUCUCCGUAACUGCCGAAAACCAGUUACAACUAGUAGCACUCCUGAUAAGAGGGAACCAGCUACUGGUUUUGCUGUUAUUCCCUACAUUCAAGGUGUUACGGAACCCAUCGGGAGAAUUUUGAAAAGCCACAACGUUAAAGUUGCUCAAGAGCCUUUUCAGAAUUUGGGGUAUACUUUUGUCAAACCUAAGGAUCCUGUCACGAAAGAACAACGAACCGACGCUAUUUAUUCUAUUCCUUGUAAUGACUGUGAUAACGAGUACAUCGGACAGACCAAACGUCAGUUUGGUACACGUUUGAAAGAGCAUCAAAAAGUGGUCUUCUUUUACAAAAAAAAAUUCAGCUUCAUCAGAACACACAUGCCUAACCAGCCAUACAAUUAGGUGGGAUAAGUCUAAAAUUAUAAAAUUAGAAAGGACCUCUUGUUGUAGCGUUUAGAUCACCCCUGAUGAAGGCUCUAGACAGUAGUGUCGAAACUUUGGGUCUAUGCCGGAAUUGUAACUUCUCGGUUACAUUCAUUAUAUCUUUAAACCAGAGUAGCAUCAAACAAUGUCUGAUUGUCCACCUGGUCGCCAUGUGAACUUUAGCGCUGUAGCUGCACAAUCUCCGUUUAUUCAUUGCAUGUCUUACCUGGCAGAUAAUCAAAAGACACCUGACAUCAAAGAAAAUCAGCCGGAAAGCAAGACUUCCCAUUCCAGGUCUAAAAUGGCAACGAGUCAUAUGUCUGAGGACAUUAAAAGUGGAUUAACUCACAAAGAAAUGAGCAGACUCUAAAUCAUCCUUGAAACUUGACAUCGUUGAACGAAAGAUGGAAACAAGUUACUUUUUCUCAUAUUUCUUUUCUUAUAUUUGAUUCUUACUUCAUACUUAAUUUUUUGUCUUCUUCGCCGCUCCUCGAAUAACAAUUGCAGUGCAACUCAUGGCACGCAAUAAGUAAAUCACGCGAUGCCGACGGAAGAAUUAUUUUAUAUAUCUGUUUAUUUAACGUAUUAUUGUAAUCAAUAAGCGUUUUCUGUUCAAUCCAUGGCAUGGUAUCAGUAAAUCACGUGAAUUAGAUAGGAUAGCGUGAUUUCCCAAUCCAAUCGUAAUCCUCUUAUAACAGUACUCAUGAUGGGCCACGAAAGGAGAUUUAUUGCCGCAAUAAUAAUUGGGAAAACAAGUAUCAAGGAGUUGUGUUUGCAGCCAGAUGGCUGCAAGUGUUCACUUAGCGUCAGAAGAACGUUACAAUACAAAAGGAAUUUAAAUCAAAAUGUUCAGUGACUUUCCUUUCUAUGAGUAAACUCUGAAAUAUUUGAAUGAAUCGGCGGCUAGUUGACAAUUGAUCACAAUCACCUUACAGUUAUAUAUAUAUGUAAACUGUAAUAAAUAUUCUGUCUGGAUAUCCUAGAAUUAAUAAGAGGGAGGCUGAUUUACCGCAACUCUGGUGAGUUUUCCCCUUGAAUAACGUCGUAUAAUGAAAGGUCUCAAAGACCCCGGCGGCACACCCUCAUCCGAGCGUCCUUUAGGUGUUACCCAAUCCUCAACCCCCCUUUUGCAGGAGUCGCAUGCAAAGAAAGCAAGUAUGGGAAUCCACACAGGGUCUUUACGAAGCUAGUAACUUAGGCAUUCUGUUCCACAACUGUAGAUCCUGUCGGAAACCCUCUUCGAAAAAGUUUGUUUUUAUAAUUGAUCAUUUCUUUUAUGUCGUUAUGCAGGAAAUAUAAUCCACUUGGGCAGCCAUGUUUCGAUUCGUGUUCAGUAAAAGAGGAAAAGGGAACAUCUCUCAACCAACAAAAACACACCGAACCACGGAAAACUUUGAUAUGCCAUCUACUUGGCUUGAAAAGGGAUUGUCGCUGCUAGAGGAAGAAAAGAGAUAUUCGAAAACGAUGGAAAAAUGCCAGAAAGUUCUUAAGGUAGGCAAUGUUGAAGUGACGAACUCUUGGGCUGAUCAAUGGCUCAAGCACGUCCUUCUUUCCUCACACAUUUAAGAGAAAAAGUUUCCUGGGUUAGGUGGCGAUAACAUCUUCGUGUUAGAGGGACUAAUUUUACCAUCUACUCAUUUUAGCAAGGGGUAUGCGAUUCUUUUUUGUUUCAUUCCGGCAACUGGGGAGCGUUGUAGCCCGGCAACCAUGGUUUCUGAUCUAUUUCAAGGGAAUUAUUUAAUUGGAGGAUCUCAAAGGGGUCAUCAUUCUUCAUAAAAAAAAGUGUAAAAGAUGUUCAGUGUAGGAUUUCAAAGGUUCAAGGCAGACGUUGCGAUUUACUUGCACGAUAAGGGCUGUAUCCCGAAUAAAGUUUCAUCAGCUGACAGGGUUGAGAAAGAAAAGGAAGUUUCUUUGAGCUUUGUGAAAAUCGUCGCAAAUAAAGAACGGAUUUGUUGCGUGGCACCAAGGUAUGAAUUUUUCCCUUUAAGGUUGUGCUCGCUGCUUAAAACUAUUGUCAGUUAAAAGCUUUCACUGAAAUAGAGAAGGAGGAAAAAAAGAAAGAAAAUCUUGUUCAUCAACUGCAAGUGAAAUCUUUCCUAGAAGUGCAAAUCUUCAGGAGCUUUACAAACUGACGAGAUUCGAUAACCUGUGAUAUUUUGUUAGACGCAAGUCGAGCCAUGGAAGAAAUCGAAUUAUUUUCGACUUCCUGAGACAAAAAGUAAUGAGUGCUAAAAGAGAACCAAAAGACAAGAAAUCAUUGAUAAAGUAUGGGGUUUGUAUUCAUUUACUCCAACAAAAAUUAAGUUGAUGAUCUAUUAGUAUCAAUCGGUCUCCUGGUGAAUCGAGAAAAGACAAGUCAAGAUUUUCUGCUUUUCUCUUGACACGUAGUCGUUUUCGUAUAUUUGAUGGUGGUGUAUCAUUUAGUAUGAAAGAUUUGGAGAUAACAUCAUAAUAUUUCGUUUUCGACGAUUGCUUCUUUCUGCAUUGAAUAAAAUGCGUCUCAUGGCGAGGAACUUUAAUUAGAAAAUGAAAGCGAAGAAAGAGGGUGAAAUUCUAUUUUCCGCUUUCUUGUUCUAUUUAUGGUUCUUAAUUAGCCCUUCAACGCCUGUUCUGCACAAAACGCCUCGAUUAACCAAUGAUACUCUUUCAGGUCAAAUAUGAAGUAUACAUUAUUAUUUUCCACUCACGUCACAAGACUGAGAAGACAGUAGGGCGAUGAAAACAUCAAACAUGUUUCCUAUCUUUUGAAAAAUGAAAACUAAUUAAUUUUUUUUUUCUUUAGAUCAUCUCAAAAUGAACACGUUUCUAUUCAACGCCGUUAUGGUCAUCCUCUUGAUAACAGAGCUUGGACAUAAUUUUCCUAUCAUUAAUCAGAAACUUCCGUCCACCUAUGAUGUUAAGGAAUGUCCCCCCGGAUUCUUGCCGUGCGUUUCACAAAACGGAGAGCACACUCCUGAUCAGGUCGGGGUGACUCCUUCGGGUGCAUUAGCCACCAUAGCAACAAGCGCGAGCUCAGUCGAGGCGUCUACUCCGACAGCAUUACCCUCUAAUGCAACUGAACAACAAAAGACACCCAAGGCCCCUUCAGGAGGAAAUAUAACGGAAACAGGGGACUCAAAGACCAAGAGCUUGCAGAAUAGUGGCUUCGAAUGUCCCCCAGGAGUCUGGGUUUGUUGA